UGAGGGUCAUUUUGAGUGAGGCACUGGUUUUCUGUUCCUAACUCGUGUCUCAGCUGUGCUCCAGGUUGAUGAUGAUCUCUAGGGGUAAAGAGUGUGAGCUGCUCAUCUCGCGAUAUUUGUCUAAAAUCUCGGUAGCAGUUCCCUACACUCAAGGAGGAACAAAUAACUUGACGGGUGGAGUGUGUGCACACCGCUGGCAGUGAUUCUGCAACUUUCUGAAGAAACCAACCUCGAACACUAAGAGUGCGUAUAGUUUUCUCGCGACGAGAAAAAAGAACUUAUCAGCUCUCAUAGUUAAACGGGUGAGUAAGAAGUGUGCACGGCUCGGUUAGCCACCUCGGGGCAGAAAGUCGUUCGGUGGUCGGCGGUUGGUUCUGCAGGAAUGUCGCAGAAAGAGAGAGCCGGCUUUUACCGUCAGGAGGUCAACAAGACGAUAUGGGAAGUGCCGGAACGGUACCAGAACCUGUCCCCGGUUGGAUCUGGCGCCUACGGAUCCGUUUGCUCUGCAAUUGAUAUGGUGACGGGAUUGAAGGUCGCUGUGAAGAAGCUCUCUCGUCCCUUUCAGUCGAUCAUCCACGCCAAAAGAACGUACAGAGAGCUGCGGCUGCUCAAACACAUGAAGCACGAAAACGUUAUUGGCCUCUUAGAUGUCUUCACUACUGCCACAAGUCUGGAAGAAUUCAAUGAUGUGUAUCUUGUGAAUCAUCUAAUGGGGGCAGAUCUCAACAACAUUGUGAAAUGUCAGAAACUCACAGAUGACCACGUACAGUUCCUCAUAUACCAGAUCCUCCGAGGAUUAAAGUACAUCCACUCAGCAGACAUCAUUCACAGAGAUUUGAAACCCAGUAAUUUGGCUGUGAAUGAAGACUGUGAGCUGAAGAUUUUGGACUUUGGUUUGGCGCGACACACCGAUGAUGAGAUGACCGGCUAUGUGGCGACCCGGUGGUACCGUGCCCCCGAGAUCAUGCUGAACUGGAUGCAUUACAACAUGACAGUGGAUAUUUGGUCAGUGGGGUGUAUAAUGGCAGAACUUCUCACUGGAAGGACUCUGUUUCCUGGCACAGACCACAUUGAUCAGUUGAAGCUAAUCAUGAUGCUCGUCGGAACACCUGGGCCAGAGCUCUUGAUGAAAUUAUCUUCAGAGUCUGCUAGAAAUUACGUGAGCUCCUUGCCACAGAUGCCCAAGAGGAACUUUGCUGAUGUAUUCAUUGGUGCCAACCCACUUGCUGUGGAACUUCUGGAGAAAAUGCUGGUUCUGGAUACGGAUAAGCGGAUAACAGCUGCCGAAGCUCUGGCCCACCCGUACUUCUGUCAGUACCACGACCCAGACGACGAGCCCGUGGCCGAGCCGUACGACCAGAGUUACGAGAGCAGAGAACUUGAGAUAGAUGAGUGGAAACGUUUAACUUACGAGGAGGUGUGCAGCUUUGUGCCGCCAAUCUUUGAUGAGGAUGACAUGGAGUGAUGAGCUGAGCUUCCCACGCCAGCACAGCCCUCUAACAUGUGCAUUAGUGUUAGACUCUCAGGCACACAUCCUACUGCCUAUCAGCCUUUCUCAGUCUUUAUUUCAGUAAGAAUUGUCAAUGUUUAACGGAGGAAAUCAUUACCAGCACGAAGAAAGUGAGAACGGAAAAAGCUUUUAUUAUCUUUAUUUAUGAACCACUUAUCUUAAUGGGCUAUUGCUGGGAAAUGCAACCUAUUGCCAAUAUCUGAAUGAUCUUGUAUCAUUGAAAACAAAACAUGUAAACUUGGAUGACUCAUCACUGUGACACUGAGAUGCUGAAACACGUGAUCCUUUAGCUGUGCUACUUUGUGUUUAGUAAUUUAUAAGCUUUUUUUUAUUGGUUGAAAAAAAAAAAAAGAAUAUGCUGGUCUACCCCACACCUCGCCAAGCUGUAACAUACAGCACUCAGACACUUUUAAUCAAUGUGAUUCUUGGAUUUGAAAAGCAACUAAAUGGAAGGGUUUCAUUUGAUACAGAAGCAGAUUUUAUAUUUUUAGAUUAGAUUAAUUUGUGGUGUGCUUGUUCUGUGUGAUGUUGACUUUUAUUGCACACCAGCUGAAUCUCACAAAUGUAAACAUUUAUUCUUAUAAAUUAGAUAGCCUGUGAAACUCUUACACAGUACAACCUGAGCCUCUGCUGGUCAAAGAUGCUUUUCAUUAAGGCACCAUGGGAGGGGAAGGAAUGAUUUUUCUGGGUGUGUGCUCUGCUUAUGAAUGUGUAAAUAUCUGUGCCAUGCUUUUCAAAUUGGACAUUUUUUAGCUAUAAAGCAACCAAUGUUUGCAUGUUUGUGAAGACGGUGUGUGACGCAGGUGUGUUUUUGGUUUACAAAGAUUGUACGCGUCAUACAAUAACCUAUUAUCAAUACUGCGUAACUGUUUUAAAGAGGGAUUUGUAUUUAUACUGUGUGGAGCUAUUCUUUAUAAGCAACAAUCGAAAGAUCCCUUGAAGUAUUUUUCAGUACUGCAGAAUACCUGCAAGCUCCAGCCUUUUAACAAAAUAAAGACUUAUUUUUAAAAGA
This is a messenger RNA of Menidia menidia (Atlantic silverside), 2522 nucleotides long. The record is from the annotation of a GenBank genome assembly. NCBI's taxonomy places the organism in Eukaryota, Metazoa, Chordata, Actinopteri, Atheriniformes, Atherinopsidae.